UUCAAGGGUGCAAAGUGGGAAUUAAGCCAUUAUUGGCCAUUCUUGAUUGUGAGUAAACAGAGUACUCACAAACCCCCGUGGACCUAAAACAGUAAACCGAGCUCAGGCCGAUAAACAUCCCACAUUUUCCGGCGAGUCCCGGCGAACCUCAGGCGGCGAUUCCCAAAACAAUGGUAACCGCCCAUCCAAUGUCUAUCCAAACCCUCAACUCCUACCUUCCCAAACUCCGCCCACCGCCGCCGCCGCGAAACACCAGAAUCAAACCCUUCGCCCAGAAACCAACACCACUCGCAAUCCUCUCAGACCCGCACGUUCUCCGCCUGGCGGAAACCCUCGAAGACUCCGUCGCCUCCUCCUCCUCCUCCGCCGCCCCCGCCGCCGCCUCCUCUCCUCUCCAGAAGCUCAGGGACAUCUCCUCCCAAUCCCUCCUCUCCACCACCUGGCCCUCUCGAAAAGACGAGUCUUUCCGAUUCACCGACACUUCCUUCAUUAAAAACUCCGAAAUCCAACCCAUACCCCCCUCACCCACCACCACCCAAUCCCUCGAUCCUUCAACCCUUUUCGCCGACACCCUUUUCCCCAGCCUCGCAAUCGUCGACGGUUAUCUCGUAAAAUCCUCGUCGAAUCUGUCCGAAUUGCCGGACGAGGUUUUCGUCGGUGCCUUGUCGACACUAAAAUCAGAUAAUGUAAUAACCGAGAGGGUUUCAAAAUAUGUUUCGGGUUUUGAAGGGGAUAUGUUCUGGUCUCUGAACGGUGUCGGUGCUUCCGAUGUGAUCGUUGCGUACGUGCCCGAGGGAAUCAAAGUCGAUACUCCAUUGCAUUUGAGAUUCUUUUCCGUGAAUGGGAGUGAUAAGGAAUCGAAGAUUCUGCCGAUUUCGAAUCCUAGGGUUUUGGUGGUGGUUGAGAAAGGUGCAGAGAUUAGUAUAGUCGAGGAGUAUAUAAGUGGAGAUGGGGAUAAUGACAAGUGUUAUUGGACGAAUUCGGUUAUGGAAGUUUUCGUAGGGGAUGGAGCGAAGGUCAGCCAUUCGUAUAUUCAGACACAGUCGUUUGGCGCUGCGCAUGUUAAGUGGACUUCGGUUCGUCAGGAGCGUAACAGUGCGUACGAGAUGAGUGAAGUGAGCACUGGUGGGAAAUUGAGCAGGCACAAUGUACACGUGCAGCAAUUAGGGCCGGAUACGGUAACCGAGUUAUCGACAUUUCAUUUGUCGAUCGGCGAUCAGUUACAAGACUUGCACAGCAAGCUCGUGUUGGACCAUCCACGCGGAUUUUCACGUCAACUUCACAAGUGUAUCGUAGCGCAUUCACUUGGCCAGGCUGUUUUCGAUGGCAAUGUUCAAGUCAAUAGAGAAGCACAACAGACGGAUGCAGGGCAACUGACGAGGAGCUUGCUAUUGAAGCCAAGAGCGACGGUGAAUGUGAAACCUAAUCUCCAAAUAAUAGCAGACGAUGUUAAAUGUUCGCAUGGAGCUGCGAUUUACGAUUUGGAAGAGAAUCAAUUAUUCUACUUUCAAGCCCGUGGCAUUGAUAUCGAAACUGCAAGAAGAGCUCUCAUCUUCUCCUUCGCGUCCGAGGUUAUUCAACGUUUUUCAGACGCUUCUGUCCAAAAGAAAGUCGAGACUCUUAUUAGAACCUUACUCGAUUCCACACUCUCUCCAAGGGAAGGCAAGUAAGGGUGAUUCAUAUACUGAGGUUCUUAAUUUUGGACAAACCGGUAAUGUAGACGAGAUCAGGCAGCAAAAGUGUGUGAGGAACAUAAAUCAUAAAUGUUGUCAAAUUGUAAUUUAUUUGCCGCAUGUAUUUUCUUUCAUCUUUCUUUCCAUUUUACUCAUGUUUCUAUAUUUUUUUUCUUCUGUAUGCUUGUGAUAAUUGAAGUCUGGAUUAUAGCAUUUAACCGAGACCAGUUACACAUAUAAUAUUGAAUUGUAAAUGUUUUUGAACAGUCUUUAUUUAUUGGGUUAUAUUUAUUGGGUUAA
Molecule: messenger RNA, 1973 nt
Organism: Erythranthe guttata (spotted monkey flower)
Lineage: Eukaryota; Viridiplantae; Streptophyta; Magnoliopsida; Lamiales; Phrymaceae
Gene: ABCI7
Product: non-intrinsic ABC protein 6
Biological process (GO): iron-sulfur cluster assembly
Source: RefSeq, a predicted model, not a curated record